Daldinia childiae is the source of this 1329-nucleotide messenger RNA. RefSeq names its product Ribosomal lysine N-methyltransferase set10. The record is from RefSeq and is a predicted model, not a curated record. Gene Ontology annotation, biological process: peptidyl-lysine monomethylation. Gene Ontology annotation, cellular component: nucleus. Gene Ontology annotation, molecular function: protein-lysine N-methyltransferase activity. The transcript has a single exon. Lineage: Eukaryota; Fungi; Ascomycota; Sordariomycetes; Xylariales; Hypoxylaceae. The coding region runs from base 1 to 1329 and encodes 442 amino acids.
AUGGCCACGAUAUCAGAACGCUACGAUGCGCUACUUCGGUGGGUAGAGAGUGAUGGUGGAUAUCUUAAUCCCGCCAUUGAAAUAUACCACGAUGAGGUCACCAAAGGGUCUUUCCGUGUGAAAGAAUCAUGCUCGACUGGAGUGGACGAUGUCAUGGUUACUCUUCCGCUUUCUAAGUCCCUCUCCUAUCUCGAUGCUAUUCGUGGUCACCCGGCUUUCGCUUCUCCAUCAAACUCAGAUGCCCUGGAUGGCGAGAGUAGAGACUAUUUCCCAGAAGGAUUCUUGAAAGAAACGCCACCUCAUGUCGUCGGCCGUUUUUUCCUCAUGCAGCAAUACCUUCUAGGACCCGAGUCCAACUGGUGGCCGUAUAUCCGAACCUUACCUCAACUCGAACAUAUGAGUAACAUCCUCCCGGUAAUGUGGCCAUCAGACGAUGUCGAGUUUCUCAAUGGGACCAAUGCUUCUGCGGCUAUUCAGGAUAUCAAGUCAACCCUCAAAAAGGAGCACAAGAACGCCUUGAAGUUACUCCCGCAGAAGUACCAUCUGGAGUAUACUCGACCGUUGUAUCACUGGGCCUAUAGUAUCUUCACUAGCCGUAGUUUUCGACCGUCACUUAUUUUCCCCGCCGAAGCUUCGGUAGGGUUGCCAUGCGAGUUAGAUGACUUCUCGGUGUUGCUUCCGCUGUACGACAUCGGAAACCACUCGCCACUAGCAAAGAUUGCUUGGACCACCGAUGAACAGACUAAAAUGUGCAUGCUUAAGUCAAGGCAGACAUAUUCAGCCGGUGAACAAGUAUUCAACAACUACGGUAUGAAAACUAAUGCCGAGCUACUUUUGGGGUAUGGCUUCAUACUCCCAGAAAAUGAUGACCUCCACAACGACUAUGUCCAUAUCAAGACCAGGGCGGACCCAGAGGCUGGCGAUUUGGCGGCUUCGCAUGUUGUGUCAUUGAGGCCUAUGGCUCAUCGUAGUUCAUUCGUCGGGCGGUCGAAACUCUUGAGCGCAGAUUCCUUGAGCUGUCUCCCUUGUUUUUCACACAUUCAAGAUACCCUCAUCGCUGCUCUAUACGAAAGUAUCACGAAAGGGGGAGAUGAAACGAACGAUACCAGCUUGAAUAAGAUCGUACGGGGCGAUAUUCAGAACGAAGUGCUUAGAAAGAUUGUCGAUACCUUAGGGGCAAAACUGAGUAUGGAUCUGGAGGAGAUAGAAGUGAACGAACCGGAGUACGAGGCUAUCAAUAGUAAUCAGCAACUCGCUAUGAUUUAUCGUGAGCAAUGUCAGAAGGUAUUGGAGAACGCUCUCCGCAGCCUCUUAACGGCGGACUGUUGA